Lactuca virosa is the source of this 4573-nucleotide messenger RNA. The record is from the annotation of a GenBank genome assembly. NCBI's taxonomy places the organism in Eukaryota, Viridiplantae, Streptophyta, Magnoliopsida, Asterales, Asteraceae.
UAAAAAGGGAUAGAGAGAAAUUAGGUUUUAUGCUUGAUUUGAUAAAGAUUCUCAGUUUACAACUUCUUGGGACUUGGCUAAAAAACGAAGGUGUUUGUUUAUCAGAGUUAACUGGUUUUUUUUGUUAAACAAAAAAAUGCAUGGUGGUGAUAUAUAUAAAGCUAGUAGUAGUAUACGGUUAGGGAGUUUAAGGGCACCAAGUGGAAGAACACCAAGUUUAAGAUCUGGAAGUACUUCUGUAUGGAGGAAUUCUGGCAAUGAUGUGUUUUCAAAAUCUUCUCGUGAAGAAGAUGAUGAAGAGGCUCUUAAAUGGGCUUCACUUGAGAAGCUACCAACUUUUGAUCGAUUAAGGAAAGGUUUGCUGUUUGGAUCAAAAGGACCUUCCAAUGAAGUUGAUGUCACUGAUCUUGGAUUUGAACAGAGACAACAUUUGGUUGAUAGACUUGUGAAGGUGGCUGAUGAAGAUAAUGAGAAAUUCUUGUUGAAGCUCAGAAAUAGAAUUGACAGGGUUGGGAUUGAUUUGCCUACAAUUGAAGUCAGAUUUGAACAUCUGACUGUGGAAGCAGAUGUCAAUACAGGAAGCAGAGCUUUGCCUAGUUUUAUAAAUUUCCACAUUGAUAUUUUGAGUGGUGUUGUUAAACCUAGCAGAAUGACAUUACUACUGGGCCCUCCAAGUUCUGGGAAGACAACAUUGUUGUUGGCCUUGGCAGGUCAGCUUGCAAAGGAAGUUAAGAGCUCGGGGAAGGUGACAUAUAAUGGCCAUGAGUUGCAUGAGUUUGUACCCGAAAGAACAUCUGCUUAUAUCAGUCAAAAUGAUGUCCAUAUUGGGGAAAUGACAGUUAGAGAAACCUUGGCUUUCUCUGCACGAUGCCAAGGAGUUGGGUCACAUUAUGAGAUGUUGGCAGAGUUGUCAAGAAGGGAGAAAGACGCAAAUAUUAAACCCGAUCCUGACAUCGAUAUCUUCAUGAAGGCUGCUGCAACAGCUGGACAAGAAGCUAGUGUGGUCACAGAUUAUACUCUCAAGUUAUUGGGGUUAGACAUCUGUGCUGAUACCAUGGUUGGGGAUCAGAUGAUAAGGGGUAUUUCUGGUGGACAAAAGAAACGUGUGACAACAGGUGAAAUGAUUGUGGGGCCAUCAAAGGUUCUUCUUAUGGACGAGAUAUCUACUGGUUUGGAUAGUUCUACAACUUUCCAAAUCGUGAAAUCACUUAAGCAGAUGCUACACAUUCUAGAAGGAACAGCCGUCAUUUCUCUCCUUCAGCCGGCACCCGAAACAUAUGACUUGUUCGAUGACAUUAUCCUCCUGACUGAUGGAAAGAUUGUGUAUCACGGUCCGCGAGAAAAUGUGCUUGAGUUUUUUGAAUCUAUGGGGUUCAAAUGCCCCGAGAGGAAGGGCAUUGCUGAUUUCUUGCAAGAAGUGACAUCAAAGAAAGAUCAAAAGCAGUAUUGGGUGAGAAGAGACCAGGCUUAUAGAUUUGUGACUGCUAAAGAAUUUGCUGAGGCAUACCAAUCCUUUCAUGUUGGAAGGAAAAUGGGUGAAGAUAUCUCAACGGCUUAUGACAAAUCAAAAAGCCAUCCGGCUGCUCUCACAACUGAAAAAUACGGUCUAAACAAAAAGGAGCUCUUGAAGGCUUGUACUGAUAGAGAGAUAUUGCUCAUGAAGAGAAAUUCAUUCGUUUAUUUCUUCAAGAUAUUCCAAUUACUUUUCAUGUCGCUGAUCACUAUGACUGUGUUCUUCCGUACUGAGAUGAAUAGAAAUGAUGCAGAAGAUGGUGCAUUGUAUACGGGUGCUCUUUUCUUUGGUGUUGUUAUAAUCAUGUUUAAUGGGAUGUCUGAAAUAUCAAUGACAAUUGCAAAGCUUCCUGUAUACUACAAACAAAGGGACUACCUGUUUUACCCCUCGUGGUCUUAUGCUCUACCCUCAUGGGUCAUCAAGAUUCCCGUUUCGUUUAUUGAAGCUGCUGUUUGGACAAUUUUCACCUAUUAUGUAAUCGGGUUCGAUCCUAAUGUCUCUAGAUUCUUCAAGCAGUACCUUAUUCUGUUGCUUGUUAAUCAGAUGUCUUCUGGAUUGUUUCGGUUCAUUGGAGCAUUGGGUCGUAAUAUGAUUGUUGCAAACACAUUUGGUUCAUUUGCGCUUCUCUUAGUCUUUGCUUUGGGUGGCUUUGUUAUUGUUCGAGAGGAUGUAAAGAAGUGGUGGUUGUGGGGAUACUGGUCAUCUCCAAUGAUGUAUGCCAUGAACGGAAUUGCUGUGAACGAGUUUCUUGGACAUCAGUGGAGAACACCAUGGAACAAUACCGAUACCGGAUUAAACGACACCACAUUAGGGAAAACAAUCAUCACAUCCGGAGGGUUCUUUGCGGAAAGUUACUGGUACUGGAUUGCAGUGGCUGCCUUGUUGGGAUUCAUUCUUGUCUUGAACUUGUGUUUCGGUUUGUCUCUCGCUUUCCUUGACCCAUUCGGGAAAUCUCAGUCGAAUGCAGCGCAGACUGAUGGUGACACAGAAGUUGAAUUGUCAGCCAUGACAACCGGAGAUGGUGCCACUCAGGCCAAGAAGAAAGGGAUGAUUCUGCCAUUUGAACCACAUUCAAUCACCUUUAAUGAUGUCAAAUACUCCGUUGAUAUGCCACAGGAAAUGAAAGAUCAAGGGGUGAGUGAAGACAGAUUACUGCUACUUAAAGGUGUGAGUGGAGCUUUCCGACCUGGUGUUCUUACAGCUCUCAUGGGAGUCAGUGGUGCUGGAAAAACAACUCUGAUGGAUGUUUUGGCUGGAAGAAAAACCGGUGGUUAUAUUGAAGGUGAUGUUAGGAUUUCCGGGUAUCCAAAGAAACAAGAAACUUUUGCCCGAAUUUCUGGUUACUGUGAGCAAAACGACAUCCACUCGCCACAUGUCACUGUUUACGAGUCUUUGCUCUAUUCAGCCUGGCUAAGGCUGGCUAAUGAUGUUGACGAAAAUACCCGAAAGAGUUUUGUUGAUGAGGUUAUGGAUCUGGUCGAGCUGAACCCAUUAAGAGACGCGUUGGUCGGGUUGCCAGGUGUCAAUGGGCUAUCGACUGAACAAAGAAAGCGGUUGACAAUAGCAGUUGAGCUUGUAGCCAAUCCGUCUAUAAUCUUCAUGGAUGAGCCAACUUCAGGACUUGAUGCUCGAGCUGCUGCUAUUGUCAUGAGAACUGUUAGGAACACUGUGGACACAGGAAGAACAGUCGUCUGCACCAUUCAUCAACCCAGCAUUGACAUCUUUGAAGCUUUUGAUGAGUUGUUCUUGAUGAAACGAGGAGGACAAGAAUUAUACGUGGGACCCGUGGGUCGUCAAUCUUGCGAGUUGAUCAAAUAUUUCGAGGAGAUCGAUGGGAUAAGCAAGAUAAAAGACGGAUAUAACCCCGCUACAUGGAUGUUGGAAGUCAGUACUUCAGCACAAGAAACGGCUUUAGGGGUAGAUUUCACUGAAAUCUACAGAAAUUCCGAUCUUUACAAGAGAAACAAAGCACUCAUCGUUGAACUGAGUGUCCCACGUCCCGGAACAAAAGAUCUCUAUUUCCCGACCCAAUACUCGCAGUCAUUCGUUAUUCAAUUCGUUGCUUGCCUAUGGAAACAACGUUGGUCCUACUGGAGAAACCCUCCUUACACUGCUGUCCGUUUCGUCUUCACCACCUUCAUUGCCAUCAUGUUCGGUACCAUGUUUUGGGAUCUCGGAAGCAAAAAGACGACUCAACGGGAUUUAAUAAACGCAAUGGGUUCCGUGUAUGCUGCAACCCUCUUCCUCGGAGUUCAAAACGCAUUAGCGGUGCAGCCGGUUGUAGAUGUAGAACGCACCGUCUUUUACAGAGAACGAGCGGCCGGAAUGUAUUCCGCUUUGCCAUACGCCUUCGCUCAGGUUCUGGUUGAAAUCCCAUACGUUUUUGCACAAAGUGCAGUGUAUAGUAUAAUAGUGUACGCGAUGAUUGGGUUCGAUUGGACAGCAGCCAAGUUCUUCUGGUACUUGUUCUUCCAGUUCUGCUCUUUACUCUACAUGACAUACUACGGAAUGAUGACAGUCGCCAUUACACCCAACGCCAACAUUGCUGCCAUCAUCGCCGCUUCAUUUUUCGGAAUCUUCAAUCUCUUUUCAGGGUUCAUUAUCCCACGACCUAGGAUUCCGGUGUGGUGGAGAUGGUACUACUGGGGGAACCCAUUGGCCUGGACCAUCUACGGCAUGGUUGCAUCGCAGUUUGGGGACUUCGACACCCAGCUUGGUGACGAGACCGUGAAAGGCUACUUGGAUCGGUAUUUUGGUUACAAGCAUGAUUUUCUGCCCGCGGUUGCCGGAGUGCAUAUCGGAUUGAUUAUGUUUUUCGCUUUCAUAUUUGCCUACUGUAUUAGAGCCUUCAAUUUCCAGAAGAGAUAAGAUCAUGCUGCCACGUCACCAUAAGCAAGCAUCUAUUAAGACAUGCGGAUAUUUAUUAUUAAGUUGUUGUGAAAUAUUGUAUUCUUAAUUAGCAAACAAUGAAGAUGGUGGUCUUUUUUGUAUGAUAAUGCGGUCGAGAUAAUGAGUCAGGAUUUAUAUCUGUAUUUUUUCAAUUUUGUAACUAAAAGAGAU